Penicilliopsis zonata CBS 506.65 is the source of this 1272-nucleotide messenger RNA. RefSeq lists its product as hypothetical. Gene Ontology annotation, molecular function: hydrolase activity. The record is from RefSeq and is a predicted model, not a curated record. NCBI's taxonomy places the organism in Eukaryota, Fungi, Ascomycota, Eurotiomycetes, Eurotiales, Aspergillaceae. The coding region runs from base 1 to 1272 and encodes 423 amino acids. The transcript has a single exon.
AUGACACCCUCUGAGAUCCUGGCGACAAGCCCGCUCGACCUGGCUCCCUACGAGGAUCUGUACCGCCACUUCCACGCCCACCCAGAUCUCUCCAAGCAGGAGAAAGCGACGUCUGAAACCGCAGCAGGGCAUCUCGCCCGGCUGGACGCGUUCGAAAUCCACACCCACAUCGGCGGGUAUGGGUUUGUGGGUAUUCUGCGCAACGGACCGGGCAAGACCGUGCUGCUGCGGGCGGACAUGGACGCCCUGCCCGUGCAGGAGGUGACUGGGCUCCCCUACGCAAGCAAGACGACGCAAGAGCGAGGCAUUGGCAGCGGCGACGUCAAGCCCGUGAUGCACGCCUGCGGCCACGACAUGCACAUCACCUGUCUGCUGGCUGCGGCGGAGACGCUGGUCCGUCUCCGACACGCGUGGAGCGGGACGCUGCUCGUGCUCUUCCAGCCGGACGAGGAGCGCGGAGAGGGCGCCCAGGCGAUGGUUGACGACGGUUUAUACGGCAAACACAACAUUCCAGUCCCGGAUUAUGCGUUCGGGCAGCACGUUAUGCGUCUGCGCGCGGGGACCGUGGGGAUCCGGCCGGGCACGAUCAUGGCGGCCGCAGAUAGCAUGAAGAUCAAGCUGUACGGACGUGGAGGGCACGGCUCCCUCCCGCACCAGACGGUGGAUCCUGUGCUGCUGGCGGCGAACGUGGUGACGAGACUGCAGGGGAUUGUGAGUCGCGAGGUGAACCCGAGCGAGUCGGCGGUGGUGACGGUUGGAUCCCUGCACGCGGGCGAGGCAGAGAACGUGAUUCCCGACGAGGCAGAGCUGGGCAUCGAUUUCCGCUCGGGUAACCUGGAGACACGCCAGCAGAUCCUGUCGGCCAUCGAGCGCGUCGUCGAGGCAGAGUGUGUGGCGAGUGGAUCGCCGCGCAAACCGCUCUUCACGCAUACCAGACGCUUCCCGCCGACGAUCAACGACACCAGCGUCACGGCCAAGCUGGCGGUUUCUUUUCACGAGCAUUUCAAGGAUCACUUCGAUCCAGACACGCCCCGCACAAACGUCGCCGAGGACUUUUCCACCCUCGCCACCUGCCAGGCACGGCCCAGUGCCUUCUGGUUCUUCGGGGGGAUCGACACGGCUCAAUGGGAUGAGGCCGUCCGCACCGAUUCUCUCGACGAGAUCCCUGGCAACCAUUCUGCUCGCUUUGCUCCGGCCAUCCAGCCUACCAUGAGAACAGGAGUCGAUGCUCUUUGCAUUGCAGCCUUGACGUUUCUAACUGGUGGUGAAUAG